Messenger RNA from Cololabis saira (Pacific saury), 2832 nucleotides. RefSeq names its product calcium-sensing receptor (gene casr). The record is from RefSeq and is a predicted model, not a curated record. Gene Ontology annotation, cellular component: membrane. The coding region runs from base 1 to 2832 and encodes 943 amino acids. Lineage: Eukaryota; Metazoa; Chordata; Actinopteri; Beloniformes; Belonidae. The transcript has 6 exons. Gene Ontology annotation, biological process: G protein-coupled receptor signaling pathway; detection of calcium ion; regulation of calcium ion transport. Gene Ontology annotation, molecular function: calcium ion binding; G protein-coupled receptor activity.
AUGAGAAAGAUGAGACUGUUCCUUUAUUACUUCACACUACUGGGGUCCAGUUAUGUGACUUCAACUUAUGGACCCCAUCACAGGGCACAGAUGACUGGGGAUAUUAUACUUGGUGGUCUUUUCCCCAUUCAUUUUGGUGUUGCAUCUAAAGAUCAAGAUCUGGCAGCCCGACCAGAAUCAUCACAGUGUGUCAGGUUCAACUUUCGUGGUUUUCGUUGGCUCCAGGCCAUGAUUUUUGCAAUUGAUGAGAUCAACAACAGCAGCACAUUGCUGCCCAAUAUCACUUUGGGUUACAGGAUAUUUGACACAUGCAACACAGUGUCAAAAGCCUUGGAAGCGACUCUUAGUUUUGUGGCUCAAAAUAAGAUUGACUCCCUGAAUUUAGAUGAGUUUUGUAACUGCACUGAGCACAUUCCAUCAACCAUUGCAGUCGUAGGCGCUGCUGGAUCCGCAGUCUCCACAGCAGUUGCAAACCUUUUGGGUCUAUUUUAUAUCCCUCAGAUCAGCUAUGCUUCCUCUAGUCGCCUCCUGAGCAACAAGAAUCAGUACAAGUCUUUCAUGAGAACCAUUCCUACAGACGAAUACCAGGCCACAGCCAUGGCAGACAUCAUUGAGUACUUCCAGUGGAACUGGGUCAUUGCUGUCGCCUCAGAUGACGACUAUGGACGCCCGGGAAUUGAAAAGUUCGAGAAGGAGAUGGAAGAGCGAGACAUCUGCAUUCACCUGAAUGAACUGAUUUCUCAGUAUUUUGAGGAUCAUGAAAUUAAAGCUCUGGCUGACAGAAUCGAGAACUCCACUGCUCAAGUAAUUGUUGUGUUUGCCAGUGGCCCAGAUAUUGAGCCCCUCAUUAAAGAGAUGGCCUGGAGAAACAUCACAGAUCGUGUCUGGCUAGCCAGUGAGGCGUGGGCAAGCUCCUCCCUUAUUGCUAAACCGGAAUACUUAGAUGUUGUAGCAGGGACUAUUGGCUUUGCUCUUAAGGCAGGACACAUACCUAGCUUCAGAGAGUUUCUACAGCAGGUUCACCCAAAGAAAGACAGUCAUAAUGAAUUUGUCAGAGAAUUUUGGGAAGAAACCUUCAACUGUUAUCUGGAAGACAGUCCACGGCUCCAAGAAAGUGAGAAUGGCAGUACCAGUUUCAGACCAUUGUGUACUGGUGAGGAAGACAUCACAAGUACUGAGACCCCGUACCUGGACUACACACAUCUCCGCAUCUCCUAUAACGCUUAUGUUGCAGUUUAUUCAAUCGCACAAGCUUUGCAGGACAUACUCACCUGCACACCUGGACAGGGACUUUUUGCAAACAAUUCCUGUGCAGAUAUCAAGAAAAUGGAAGCCUGGCAGGUGCUUAAGCAACUCAGGCAUUUGAACUACAGCAACAGUAUGGGCGAAAAGAUGAGAUUUGAUGAAAAUGCAGACCUGGCAGCGAACUACACCAUUAUCAACUGGCACAGAUCCACUGAGGAUUGCUCUGUGGUUUUUAAGGAGGUUGGAUACUACAAUAUGCAUGUCAAGAAAGGAGCCAAGCUUUACAUUGACAAGAUGAAGAUUCUCUGGAAUGGAUAUAGUUCAGAGGUUCCAUUCUCUAACUGCAGUGAAGACUGUGAACCUGGUACAAGGAAGGGGAUCAUUGAUAGUAUGCCCACAUGCUGUUUUGAAUGCACAGAGUGUUCAGAUGGAGAAUACAGUAAUCAUAAAGAUGCCAGCGUAUGCAACAAGUGUCCAAAUAACUCCUGGUCGAAUGGUAACCACACAUUCUGUUUCCUGAAGGAAAUAGAGUUUCUCUCCUGGACCGAGCCAUUUGGAAUAGCGUUAGCCAUAUGUGCUGUGCUGGGUGUUCUCUUUACAGCCUUUGUGAUGGGAGUCUUUGUCAGAUUUCGCAACACCCCAAUAGUUAAGGCCACAAACCGAGAACUGUCCUACGUGCUUUUGUUCUCACUCAUCUGCUGUUUCUCCAGCUCUCUCAUUUUUAUAGGAGAGCCACGGGACUGGACAUGCCGCUUACGUCAACCUGCCUUUGGAAUUAGUUUUGUUCUUUGUAUCUCUUGCAUCCUUGUGAAAACUAACAGAGUACUUUUGGUAUUUGAGGCCAAGAUCCCUACAAGUCUCCAUCGUAAAUGGUGGGGAUUAAACCUGCAGUUCCUUCUGGUGUUUUUGUGCACAUUUGUCCAAGUCAUGAUAUGUGUGGUCUGGCUUUACAAUGCCCCUCCCUCUAGCUACAGGAAUCACGACAUUGAUGAGAUCAUUUUUAUCACAUGCAAUGAGGGCUCUGUGAUGGCUCUCGGGUUUCUUAUUGGCUAUACAUGCCUCUUGGCGGCUGUUUGUUUCUUCUUUGCAUUUAAAUCACGGAAACUUCCCGAAAACUUUACAGAGGCGAAGUUCAUCACUUUUAGCAUGCUUAUAUUCUUCAUUGUUUGGAUCUCUUUUAUCCCUGCAUACUUUAGCACGUAUGGCAAGUUUGUUUCUGCUGUGGAGGUUAUUGCUAUACUUGCAUCAAGCUUUGGCAUGCUGGCCUGUAUUUUCUUCAACAAAGUCUACAUCAUCCUCUUCAAACCCUCAAGGAACACCAUUGAAGAGGUUCGAUGCAGCACUGCAGCCCAUGCUUUCAAAGUGGCAGCUAAAGCUACGCUGAAACACAACACAUCGUCAAGGAAAACGUCUGGUAGCAUUAAUGGCUCUUCUGCUUCAACUCCAUCCUCAUCUAUCAGCUUCAAGACCAAUGACGACAACUGUGACCCAACUUCAAGAAGGCAUGGGCCAAGGGUGAGCUUUGGCAGUGGAACAGUUACUCUGUCAUUAAGCUUUGAAGAGUCUAGGAGGAGUUCUCUGAUGUAA